UUUACUAACAACGCCAACUGAAAACUGUGGCUGGUGUUCGUAUUGGGGAUGAUGAUUUAAUUACUGCAACAAAUAUUCUUCAUGCAUUCUAUCCAAGCAUUUGUAUGGUAAUUCUGGAAAUGUUUCUCGGCAACGACCAGAAGAUGGUGAAGGUGGAAACUCUGAUAGUGACAUAGUGUUCUGGGAUAAUGAUGUCCGUGGUGCCUAAAAAAAUAGUAACCAGGACUUCAUGGACCUUCUAUUUCAUUUUAUCUCUGAGGGAACUGGUUGCUGGAGUUGCCCAGACCCAUAUGAGGAAUGGUAAGAUGACGUAAGUUUUAUGGCGGCACCGACAUCUAACCAUUCCUCUGGCUAUGACGGAGGAAUAUUGAAGGAAGAAAAUAAUGACGUGUAAAAAGCUGAUGUGGAAUUUUAUUACAGUGAAUUUAUCUUUAUUUUGUAAUAAAGUUUAAAAGUACUCUUAUAAAGGAAUUAAGAUUUAGAAAUAUACUAGUUUAGAAGAAAACUCCUGAUCCCGUACCUGCACAGCGACUGUCACCUACAUACUCUAUCAAUGAAAAUGGGACAACGCAUCAACACGCGCCUCCAUGUAACUGAAACUGAUAACAGAAAACGAAAUAAACGGUUUCAUGGUUGGUUGAGCAGUUAAAAAUAGAAAAAAGGUUUUAGGCCGUUCUUGAUCUUCUUUUACUAUAAACCCUAAUCCCAUUUGCAGUAUUUUUUUUCUUUAUCGAAGCUCCAUUAAUUGGUUUCCAGUUUCCGGUUUCCACUCGAUCCAUUUUGUUUUCCACAAUGCAAGAAGAUAACGAAGAUAACUAUUCUGGUACCUGGGAAUAUGUGAACAAAAGGCUGAUAUGGAUGCAAAGGAAGAAGAAGAAGCAGUUUUCACUCUCCCAUCUCCACCUACAACAAGCAACGCCGUCAACUCCUCCUCGGCUAGACCGAAUCAGUGAAUUACCUGAUCACCUCCUUUACCACAUUCUGUCCUUGAUGCCAAUGCAAAUGGCUAUCCAAACUAUCGUCUUAUCAACAAGGUGGCGCCAUCUCUGGAAACACACGCACGUUGUCCAUUUCCACACUUUACCUCUCUCUUUUUGGGAGAGUGUUGACUACGCUCCCAUUAGCCGCUCCUUGAACCUCAUUGAAUCUCCUACUAUCGAAUCAUAUACCGUUUCAGUGGCUACUCCUUCCGUCAUUCGCUCCUUCAAUACCAACUCUCAGGUCACCAACUUCAACAACGAGGAUCGCUCGGUCGACGUUGAGCGCCGCUCUGAUCGUUUCGUCUCUCGCUGCCGGGGCACCUCCCCCCGUUUCUUCUCUGGUAGUUCUUUUCUUAGUCCCCUUUCCCUUUCUUUUACGUUAGGAACAUAACAUUUGAUUGCUUGAGGUUGAAUGUUUUUCAAUUUUGUUUUAUCAUUUAGGUUUAGAUUUAAAGUUGAAAAUUUGUUCCCGCUAGUGAGAUUCCAAUGUUUUACAGCACAGAAUUGAAUGAUCAAUUACUAUUUUUGGGAGUGCGUAUGUAUUUGAUCCAUUUUCUCCAACAAGAAGGCUA
This is a messenger RNA of Durio zibethinus, 1552 nucleotides long. The record is from RefSeq and is a predicted model, not a curated record. Lineage: Eukaryota; Viridiplantae; Streptophyta; Magnoliopsida; Malvales; Malvaceae.